GCUCCUCGCCCACCUGGCAUUACUCACUCACUCGGACCACAUUGAAGGCUGCUGUGAGAAGCUACAGAAAAAAAAGGCUGACACUACACAACACAUUUUCUUUCAAAGGACUAUCCACUAAGAAGCUACAAUGCGUGAAUGUAUCUCUGUCCACGUAGGCCAGGCUGGUGUCCAGAUGGGGAACACCUGCUGGGAGCUCUACUGUCUGGAACACGGCAUCCAGCCGGACGGUCACAUGCCUGUCAACAAGCCUGUGGGAGGCCACGACGACUCCUUCACCACCUUCUUCAGUGAGACUGGGGCCGGGAAGUAUGUCCCCAGAGCGAUCUUUGUUGACCUGGAACCCACUGUCAUUGAUGAGGUGCGCACGGGAGAGUACCGUCAACUCUUUCACCCUGAACAGCUGAUCUCAGGAAAGGAAGAUGCAGCCAACAACUAUGCCCGUGGACACUACACCAUUGGCAAAGAAAUCAUUGACUCUGUGCUAGACAGAAUCCGCAAACUGGCUGAUCAGUGCACUGGUCUCCAAGGCUUCCUGGUUUUCCACUCCUUUGGCGGAGGCACUGGCUCAGGUUUCACCUCCCUGCUGAUGGAGAGACUCUCUGUUGACUUUGGCAAAAAGUCCAAGCUUGAGUUUGCCAUCUAUCCAGCCCCCCAGGUUUCCACAGCAGUGGUGGAGCCGUACAACUCCAUCCUGACCACCCACACCACCCUGGAGCACUCUGACUGUGCUUUCAUGGUGGACAACGAGGCCAUCUACGAUAUCUGCCGCAGGAACCUUGAUAUUGAACGCCCGUCAUACACCAACCUGAACCGCCUCAUCAGCCAGAUAGUCUCAUCCAUCACAGCCUCCCUUCGCUUUGAUGGUGCCCUGAAUGUUGACCUGACAGAGUUCCAGACCAACUUGGUGCCCUACCCUCGUAUCCACUUCCCUCUGGCGACCUAUGCUCCAGUCAUCUCUGCUGAGAAAGCUUACCAUGAGCAGCUGUCUGUUGCUGAGAUCACAAACGCCUGCUUUGAGCCAGCCAAUCAGAUGGUGAAGUGUGACCCUCGUCAUGGUAAAUACAUGGCCUGCUGUCUGCUGUAUCGUGGUGAUGUGGUGCCCAAAGAUGUCAAUGUGGCCAUUGCUGCCAUCAAGACCAAACGCACCAUCCAGUUUGUGGACUGGUGCCCCACAGGCUUCAAAGUGGGCAUCAACUACCAGCCUCCAACCGUGGUUCCUGGAGGAGACUUGGCUAAAGUGCAGAGGGCUGUGUGCAUGCUGAGCAACACCACGGCCAUCGCUGAGGCCUGGGCCCGUCUUGACCACAAGUUUGACCUCAUGUAUGCCAAGAGAGCCUUUGUCCACUGGUAUGUUGGAGAGGGCAUGGAGGAGGGAGAGUUCUCAGAGGCCAGAGAAGAUAUGGCAGCCCUGGAGAAGGAUUAUGAAGAGGUCGGCAUCGACUCAUUUGAGGAAGAUGAGGAAGGAGAGGAAUAUUAGACAGGAGUAGCUGUCGUCUGCUAUCUAUGUUGGUUCCAAAUUGAGAAAUAUUUGUUUUGGUUUUUUAAUUUAACCUUUUUUUUUAAUUAAGAACUACCUACCUGCCUAAAGCCAAAGGUUAUUUCUUUGUUGUGCAACAAAAUUAUUGUUUUUGAUGGGACAUAAGUAACCAGAAGUUUGAAACCUGUGUUGUUCUCAAUAAAUCUUUUCAACCAUCAAGCA
Messenger RNA from Larimichthys crocea (large yellow croaker), 1702 nucleotides. Its product is annotated as tubulin alpha chain. The record is from RefSeq and is a predicted model, not a curated record. Gene Ontology annotation, biological process: microtubule-based process. Gene Ontology annotation, molecular function: structural constituent of cytoskeleton; GTP binding. Lineage: Eukaryota; Metazoa; Chordata; Actinopteri; Sciaenidae. The coding region runs from base 131 to 1480 and encodes 449 amino acids. Gene Ontology annotation, cellular component: microtubule. The transcript is spliced from 4 exons.